AUGAUAUUGCUGUUGUUGCAGCGACAUCGCGAAAGAAGAUGGUGUGUCCGUCCACUUCAUCAAUCAAGAAAAACUGAGGGAGAGUUUGUGCUGCUUCUACAGAUGCGUGCUUUUAAUGAAGAAAUUCAUUUCAAAUAUUUUCGCAUGUCAGCCAACAGCUUUGAUGAGCUUGCUCACAAAAUCAGACCUUUUACUAACCAUGCCGGAGCUUACUCUAGUUCUGUUGAACUGAAAGAGAGACUUGCAGUGACUCUCAGAAUUUUGGCGUGUGGUGGAUCACAGCAAAGUAUUGCAGUCAGCUACAGUCUUGGAUCAACGACUGUUUCAUGCAUUGUUUCCGAAGUUGCUGAUGAUUUUAGUUAUCAAGGACCAGUAGUUGCAGCAGAACAACUUCACGAGGAAAUUAUUAAAUAUAACUACAACCAGGAGAUUGAAAUUCUGGACCUUGGUUGUGGCACAGGACUCGUUGGUGAACAUCUUUACAAGCUGGGAUAUAAGAAUGUAGACGGUAUUGACAUUAGUGAAGAAAUGUUGAAGCUUUCUGAGACAAAAGGAGUUUACAGAUCGCUAAAAAAGGGAGUCAUGGGAACCAAUGGAUCAGUUGAGCUGGGAGUUACCGCUGGCCAGUACGAUGCAGUUAUAUGUGUUGGUGUUUUUGGUCCUGGUCAUGUAAAAGGGAAAGGAAUGGAUGAUUUUAUUCAUUCUGUAAAACAAGGAGGCCUAAUAUUCUUUACAAUUAAUGAAUUUGUACUCGACGACCCUGGCUAUGGAUUUCAUCGGAAGCUAGACGAGCUAACAAAACAAGGAAAGUGGAAACCUAUUUCUAAAUAUUUUGAGCCAAGAUAUGCAAAUGACAAAGGGGCAUUUUAUUUUAUUUUUCAAAAACAAUGAAAUUUACUGUAGCUUUUUAACAAUAUAUGUAUUCAUUUAUUAAUCAAACGACAACAUUAUCCUAUUACAUAAAGCUUAGAAACUUUUUUCACGCUUUCAAUCAUUUCAUUACGUAAAACUUUUAAAUGCAGCCCAUUAAUAAAAUAUUCCUUGAUAUUUAA
This is a messenger RNA of Xenia sp. Carnegie-2017, 1052 nucleotides long. RefSeq lists its product as uncharacterized. NCBI's taxonomy places the organism in Eukaryota, Metazoa, Cnidaria, Anthozoa, Malacalcyonacea, Xeniidae. The transcript is spliced from 3 exons. The record is from RefSeq and is a predicted model, not a curated record. Bases 1 to 891 code for a protein of 296 amino acids.